UAUCUUUUUACCCUAUCUUUUGUUUCUGCUAACGCUCCUUUCCCCAACUCUGUCCCUGUCUCUCAGACCUUCCAUAAUCCGAUGGAGUGAGAAGGUUGCAAAGGUUAUCUCCUGCUGUUAAUAGAGGAAACAUAAAGGAUGGGAGAUUCUAUGGCACUCCAAUUUCGAAAUAAGAAUAUGGUUGAGCCUGGUAAUGGUUGGGAUGCCAUUCCCAAUGGCGUCCCGGAAAACGAAGAGUUUGAUAGCAUACUCAAUAUUUUGGAUUUUCCUUUGGAGAGCUUGGAAGAUGAUGGGUUUGUGGCUGAUUGGGAUAUCAGCAAGUCUCAAUGUCUUGGGCCCAUACCGUCUAACGAGCUAAUUGGGCCCCCAACCGCUUCCAACACCAAGGUUGAUUCUAGGUUUUCUCCCCAUUUGUCGACUGGACUCAGUGCUCCUAUUAGUGGAGCCCAAGAGCAAAAGCAACAGCCGAACCUCGUCUCGACCCAAGAAUCCACCUCUUUCCAGAGCCAAAGCCCGGUAUCAGUCCUCGAGAGCAGUGGGUCCUCCUCAGCUUCCAGCAAGAACCCAAUCCCUGUGCGUGCCCGAUCCAAAAGGCCCAAACAGAACCGUAGAAAUCCCUGGCUCUCAGCAUCAUCUCAUUUCACCUCCACAUCCAAACGGGCCUCAAAAGACAAGUUGAGUAAAAAGAAGUCAGAAGAUGAGGCUGAGAAAUCGGUGCCGCGGGCCCCACCAAGUUGCCCCAAGAAGUGCACACACUGUGAGAUUACCAAGACCCCACAGUGGAGAGAGGGCCCAUUGGGCCCAAAGACGCUGUGCAAUGCUUGCGGUGUCCGGUACCGUUCGGGCCGACUGUUCCCAGAGUACCGGCCCGCGGCAAGCCCAACUUUUGUCCCCACCUUGCACUCAAACUCACACAAGAAAGUGAUAGAGAUGAGGAACAAAGGGAAGAAGCCAAAGGUGAAUGGCGAGGACGAGGAGGAGACGAUGGUUUCGUCACCCCAGCCUGAGUUUGUGCCGAUGAGUAACUAUUUGUUUGAUUAUAUUUACUGAAAAAUGAGGGUCGUGAGUACUUAGUUGACCGAUUUAGUUUGAAUUUUGUUGUCAACCGUGCCAUCUUUUUUUCUUUUUAGUGACUCUUAGUUAAGAGUGGUGUACAAAAUGUGGGUACUGAGUGGUACCAAGUCUUAAGGUUAGAGUUAAGGUUAUGAAAGUGGAGCUACUAGACAAGAAAUGUGCCCUGGAUUAUUGACAUAUUCUUUUUUUCUUUUUUUCUUUUUUUGGGUUGCUUUUGGAUUUAGUGUGUGCCCGGAUGUUAUCUUGAUGGUAAGAAAUUAAAGUCUUCUUGGUUUGGUGCUUGGCUUGGUUCAAUCCCAAGAUUCGGCCAUUUGUAGAUAUGUUACAGUUUUGGCUGUGGA
Molecule: messenger RNA, 1415 nt
Organism: Striga asiatica
Lineage: Eukaryota; Viridiplantae; Streptophyta; Magnoliopsida; Lamiales; Orobanchaceae
Source: the annotation of a GenBank genome assembly